Girardinichthys multiradiatus is the source of this 3677-nucleotide messenger RNA. RefSeq names its product atrial natriuretic peptide receptor 1-like. Gene Ontology annotation, molecular function: peptide receptor activity; guanylate cyclase activity; protein kinase activity. The record is from RefSeq and is a predicted model, not a curated record. The transcript has 23 exons. NCBI's taxonomy places the organism in Eukaryota, Metazoa, Chordata, Actinopteri, Cyprinodontiformes, Goodeidae. Gene Ontology annotation, biological process: receptor guanylyl cyclase signaling pathway; protein phosphorylation; intracellular signal transduction. Bases 40 to 2631 code for a protein of 863 amino acids.
CUGCAGCUUUCCUCGCCUGUCAGCAGCAGCAGCAGCAGCAUGAAGGACCUACAGAGACGUUGGUUUCUGCUGUGGGUUUUUAUUUUCCGAGUCCUUCCUGCUUUUUGUUGGCACGACCUGGAUAACAGGGAGUACGACUGCUGGCCUCUGGACCGACCAAACGAAUACAACAUGAUCGACUGUGGAGGUAUGGAGAUGGCCUGGGUGCUCCGUCCUCCAGAAAUGGUGAAAACUGGUGAGGUGUUUACUGUCAUCUACUCCGUGACGGCCCGGGACUCCUUCUACCACUGGGCGGUCCAAAAUGGCAUCUUCUCACAAAGUUCAAUAACAGAUGCUGCAUCUGCUCGAUGGUUCUGUGAAAAUCAAGACUGUCCGGCGAGUUGGACAGAUGCUAAUGGAGAAAACUGCUGCAUCCAUCAUGCUAACAUCCACUCCUGUCCAAUGGGAUACAUGACAGAGAGCAUCUGUGGCCCCUGGAUUCCUGAUGAUGGAAGAAUCUUUACUCACACCAUCUCCACCACUGGUAAGAUGACCCAGACCAACUGGACUGCCAAGGUGGUUCUUUUCCAUCCAGGUUUAACCUCGCUUAUUGCUCACAUCAGAGUCGGUACGAUGCAGGCUGCACUGGAGGCAAAGAGCACUGUUCUGCCAGCUGUGGUUUGCGGUGAUAAAAUCUGUGAGGAGGGGGAGCAUUGUUCCACCUGUCCAGCUGACUGUGGAGAAUGUCCCAUGAGUCACGCCACCAAGGUGGCCAUUGGCCUGCCGCUCAGCCUGCUCUGCCUUUCCUUUAUACUGACGGCUCUGUGGCUGAAGUAUCAGAAGGAGAAGUUGCUGUGGGAUGAAAGCUGGAUCAUUGACUUCUCAACAAUUAAACAAGAUCAGCAAGCUCAUAUGACCAUGGGCAGUAUAAUUAGUGUACCAGUGGGACACACUGACAGCAACGUGAGCUGUGUGACUGCGCUCAGCUCCUGUAUGGGUCAACCAGCAAACCGGAAGGGACGGUUCACCUGCACCGGGAUCUAUGACGGAAGAACGGUGGCAAUCAAAAAGAUCCAAACUAAGUCCUUCUCUCUGUCCAAAACCAUCAGAGAGGAAGUCAAACAAGUCAGGGAGCUGGAUCAUCCAAACCUGUGUAAGUUCAUUGGGGGAUGCAUUGAAGUGCCAAAUGUUGCCAUAGUAACAGAGUACUGCCCAAAGGGAAGUCUUCAUGAUGUCCUUCUGAACGAGGAGAUCCCCCUCAACUGGGGCUUCAGGUUUUCCUUCGCUACAGACAUCGCCAGAGGGAUGUCGUACCUCCAUCAGCACAAGAUCUGUCACGGCCGACUCAAGUCUCUGAACUGUGUGUUAGACGACCGCUGGGUGUGCAAAAUAACAGACUACGGGUUGAGGACAUAUCGGAGGGACGAUGGGACAGAGCCUUUGUCCUCCUAUCAGCGGAGGCUCUUGGAGGUGUACAUGCCACCUGAGUUUCAGACCUCCAGCAUGGAGCCGACUCUUGCUGGAGACGUGUUCAGCUAUUCCAUCAUUCUUCUGGAAAUAGCCACUCGCAGUGACCCAGUCCCAGCAGAAGAGUCCAACCUGGAGUGUGGGUGGUGUCCUCUUCUACCUGAGCUGAUCUCCAGUAAAGGCGACAACACCUGCCCCUGUCCUGCUGACUACGCAGAGCUGAUUCGUCAAUGUCGCUCUCAUAACCCCGUCCAACGACCAACAUUUGAGCAAGUCAAGAAAUUUGUUCACCGCAUCAACCCCAUCAAAGUCAGCCCAGUGGACAUGAUGAUGAACCUGAUGGAGAAGUACAGUAAACACCUGGAGGUCCUUGUGGCUGAGAGGACUCAGGAUCUGACGCUGGAGAAACAGAAGACCGACAGGCUGCUGUACAGUAUGCUUCCUAAACAGGUAGCGGAUGAUCUACGUCAGGGGAAACCUUUACAGGCUCAGAGCUACGUCAGCGCCACCGUCUUCUUCAGUGACAUCGUUGGGUUUACUCAGCUGUCUAGCAGCAGCACUCCUUAUCAGGUGGUGGACUUCCUCAACAAGUUGUACACAACGUUCGACGACAUCAUCGACAACAAUGACGUCUACAAAGUGGAAACCAUUGGCGAUGCCUACAUGGUGGUGUCGGGCGUUCCUCGGGAGAACGGGAUCCUGCACGCCUCUGAGAUUGCCAGCAUGGCCCUGGACCUGGUUGGUGUCUGUCGCACCUUCAGGAUCCCCCACAAACCCAACAUGCAGCUGCAGAUACGAGCGGGAGUUCAUUCGGGUCCGGUGGUGGCUGGAGUUGUUGGGACCAAGAUGCCUCGGUACUGUCUGUUUGGAGAUACGGUCAACACAGCUUCCAGGAUGGAGUCCACGAGCCUGGCUCUGAAGAUCCAGUGCAGCUCCAGUGCCUUUUACCUCCUGGAGGAGAUUGGUGGCUACGUGUUGGAGUGCAGAGGAACCCUCCAGGUCAAGGGGAAAGGUGACAUGGUGACAUAUUGGCUGGAGGGGAAGAAGACCUCUGGGGUCUCCAAGGACACCGGAGGUGACACCAGAGCAGCCAAACAAUACAACAUAGAAACAGAGAAGGAGAAGGACCUGUACGCGUCUGUACCAGGAUUCGUCAACGACGAUCUUCUCAUGGAACCAGCCUGAUCCAAACCUUCUCUGCAGAUUUUCCAUGUGCCGUGUUUAGGUAUCGUCAGUCUUUAUUCACAAGUGGUUGUAAAUGUGGGAAAAUGUCUAUUAAAGGAAUGCAGUUAUGUUAAUUUGGCCGUUUAUUAAGAAUCAUCACUGUCCUCAACCUUUAGAAAACCUUUAUUCAUGUUUGUAGAUAUUGUAUUGUUGUUUUAUUAGUUAGGCAUAGGUUUCAUUUAAAUUAUAAGAGCUUUAAGAUAUAAAUAUAUCAUAUAGAUAUUAAUAAAUAUAAUUUCUAUUUUAUUUAAUCAUUAUACUUUUUACAUACUGUAUAAAUGUGUGUGUGUCUUUAUGCUAUUUAACUCAAACUUGAAGUAAAAAGUAAAUACAGCCGGUUUUUGUUCCACAAGUUCAUACAAAAUUUAAUUCAGACAUAUUAAAACUGUGUUUAAAGUUCGUUAUUCAACGUUCUCUACAACAACUUGUUAAUUAUCGGUAGAUUUAAUGUUUGGUUGUCUUUUUAUCUGCAACUUCUCACUCCCAGCUUAUCUGUUUAUCGUCUCCUGAUCACUUUAUCUACAUAAACUGUGUUUUAAUACGGAGGAAAUGACUUCAGGUUGGAAAACAAACCUAACAUUUGGCCCCCGAUGAUUUUAUUCAGUCUAUCAGCGCUACAACGAAGGGAACCAAACGCCCCCCAUUUCAUAGCUAAUCCUGCUGUAGUGACGUACCGUGGUCGGGGUAAAGAGAAGAAGUCCUCUGCUCUGUGGAGAUCUGGUAUGCUCACUAAAUGGAGCAAGCAGGUACAUCUCAGUUUUAAUGUUUAAAGCAUUGCCUUUGGUUUUAAAGAUCAGUUCAAAUGUUACCAAGUUCAUGCAAAGAAAACCACAGCAGUGAAGAGAAAAAAAUGUCAUUUUUAAGAAUAAAAGGUCGAAAUUGUCUCCCUUCACAGCAAAGAGAACAUCGUUUUAUCACCAGACUGCUCUGUAUGUUGAACUGUUGUAUGAAAACAUGUUUGUGAUGAACAGCAACCGAUGAAAUAAAGUUUAUCUGCAAAAACCUGA